CAUCAGCCAAGAGAACCGACAUGGCUUCUUCCUUCCCAAUUCGGAUGCUUCUGUGGCUUCUUCUCGCCCACCUGCUCCGGCGAGGACUAGCAGGGCCACGCAGAGCAGCAGUCACGGUUCACGUUUCCUACCAGGACCCGCACUCUUCCUCUACGGAGACAGCGGCAACCACGCGCCCUCAGCAGAGUCUGAGCGCCGCAUGUCCAUCUGCGCCUGCGCAGUCAUGUGUAAGUGUGUGAGCAGUCCCGUGUCGGUUGGCAUCUGCGCAAGUGCAGCAGCAUACGCAUGCGCAGUCCAGAGUCGGUGUGCGUGUGCGCGAGGCCGCCUCAGGGCUGUGCGGGCCCAGGACCCGAGUGCAGGCAGGUGAGCGUGCCCCCACUGUGCCGGUCCCCUCCCCCGCCAUGGGACAAGGGCCACCCCGGGCAGCUGGGGUGGGGACAGCAGCCCUGUCUGGUGAGGAGGGCGUCUGGGAGGGUCCUGGCCUGCGAGGGGACGUGGUCCUGGGACCCAGCCUCUGGUUGCCUUCCAGGCACCCUCCCCAGACCCAGCCUCCGGGCUGAGCCAGGCUCUGUGAUCGCCCUGGGCAGGCCUGGGACCCUGUGGUGUCAGGGGACCCUGGAGGCCCAGGAGUGCCGUCUGUAUAGAGAGGGAAUCCCAGAGCCCUGGGACAGAGCGAUGCCCCUGGAGCCCGGAAACAAGGUCAAGUUCUCCAUCCCUCUCAUGGCUGAGGUGUACGCGGGGCGCUACAGCUGUGUCUGCCUCAGCGCUGCUGGCUGGUCAGAGCCCAGUGCCGCCCUGGAGCUGCGGGUGUCAGGAGCCUACGGCAAGCCCAGCCUCUCAGCCCUGCCCAGCCCUGUGGUGACCUCAGGGGGCAAUGUGACCCUCCAGUGCCGCUCCCAGCUGGGAUUCCACAGGUUCAUUCUGACAGAGGAGGGGGCGCCCUGGGCUGCCAGGACCCGGAGCUCAGAGCCACACCCUAGUGCGCAGUCCCAGGCCCUGUUCCCUGUGGGCCCUGUGACUCCCGGUCGCAGGUGGGCGUUCCGAUGCUAUGGCUCCUACAGGGAGAAUCCUUCUGUGUGGUCAGAGCCCAGUGACGCCCUGGAGCUGGGGGUGACAGGUGAGGAAGCCACAGCCUGAGCAGGAGCUGGGUAGGUCACGGAGACACUGAGAGGAGGCAUAGAUGGGAACUGGGCAAGGGGCCUGGGGUUCCUGGGCCAGACACCCAGAGUGAGGGUGGUGGAACUGCAGGGCAGGAGGGAUAGGGUGUGGGCGGAGCCAGUGUGCAACCCCGCCCCUCUUCCCUCCUGACCCAGCAGGGCCCUCAGUGGUCCCUGCAGAGGGCCUGAAGGAGUCUGCCCAGCGCCCUGGCCGGCAGCCCCAGGCCGGGCUCCCACAGCGGGCAAGCAUUGCAGAACUCUACAGGACCCACCCAGGACGGGCCUCACACCCCGGGGUGUCUGUUAGAGUAGGACAGAGACUAUCGAGCCCAGUGGGGCCUGGUCAUGGCCCAGGGUGGGCCCGGGACCUGCUCCUGUAGGGAGAGGCUCGCCAGGCUUGGCUGCCACAUGUCUCUCCCCUGCGGAGCUCCCUGGCGGCUCCAGAACACAGAGUGAUGUGUGGGCGACUCAGCUGAGGACCACGCUGAACUGCGUCGCGAGACGAGAGGCUGGGAAGCACAGAGUGUGGAGCAGGCCGGGGUCUCCUCCUCCUCACUGUCCUAUGC
Messenger RNA from Oryctolagus cuniculus (rabbit), 1723 nucleotides. Lineage: Eukaryota; Metazoa; Chordata; Mammalia; Lagomorpha; Leporidae. The record is from RefSeq and is a predicted model, not a curated record.